AUGUCACCCCAACCUCCACAGACGCCGCAGGUGAGGAAGAACAUCGUGAAGUUCCUCAAGACUUUCCUGGGAAUCAUCCGGAUCCUGCAGAUUGUUUUCGGAGCCGGACUUUGGGUCACCAUCGCCGCCAACAAAUACGAAGGAUCCAUUCACUUCGUCCUGUUCGUCGCGGUCCUCUUCUGGCUCCUCACCCUCGCUCUCUUCUUCCUCACCCUCCUGGAUAAGCAGGACUUGGUGCCAAUGCUGGGUGGGGAGCGCUGGUUGUGCACCAACUUGGCGCACGACGUGGCCGCCGCCGCGCUCUACGUGCCGGCCAUCGGGGUCAUGAUCUACAAGACGGAUCGCUACUCGUACUGCAACCUGGAGCAGUACGAGCACCCGUGUCUGUACAAGGUCUACCUGACGGCCGCCGUGUUCGCCUGCCUCUGCUGCCUGGCUUACCUGCUGUCUGUUAUUUAUGACGCGUGCAGGAAGUGUCGGGGAGAACAGACGGUCAUCUGAUGGGACUGAUGGCUACAGGGAGGGUGUGAUGAGGUUGGGUGGGGGGGGGGGGGUUAUCCACAGCAAUAUGAUGAAUAGUUAACUUCACUGUAAUUUAACUCAACAUGCUUUUCUCUAUUAUCUCCAGCAUUUCACUUUGAUGAAUGAUACAAACCCAUUCGCCAUCACUCUGUGGCCUUACAGUCAGCCUAUCCAAAGAGAUGCUGACAUGAAAAUGCCAAAGCAGAACCUUUUAUUUUCCCAGAAUGGUACUUUGAUUAGAAAUUGUAGGAGUACUGCAAAGAAUUGAACCAACUUUAAAGGUAGGAGUGCCUUGUGUUUGCCGGGUGUUGUUUUAAGUCAUGCUUCCCAGAAAAUGAAUGUAACAUCCUUUGUAAUAAGCAUUAUGAUCGUCCUAAUGCACCAAAAGUAUAAUAUAGACUACAUCAUUUUGACAGUAUCUAACUUCUUUAGAUGUUUGUUUUUAAUCCAAUACUGGCCUCACUAUCUGCAUCCAAUACAGCCUCAAAUGUAGAAUCUGGUAUCAGACAGUAUGCAGCUAAAUGCACCCACCAUAAUAUAUUAGCAUCACCGAAAAUCCAUGUGAAUUUUCAUGCAAUGGUACAAAAAAUUGUGCAAUUCUUGCAAAGAGCGAAUUAUUCGUCGAAGCUAGCAAAAUGUCAGGAGUCAUUGUAAUUCCACCAUUUUUAAAUUUGGCUGGUAUCAGAAGGGUACUAGGUAUGGACUUAAUGUAAAGUCAAUAUCAGAAAAAGUAUUGGAAGAUCUUUUUUUGUGUUGACAUUGAGAUAGCAAAGCAGAUCCUCGUUCAGUGGCCUAAAACUAUUAAGGAUAUGAAUCUGAUUGGAAUUGUGUUAGGAGGAGAAAGUAUUAAGGAUAUUUAUAUAGGCAUAAGUGUUUGUCUAAAUGUCUCGAUGAAGUCAUGUCUCAGUCCCUUAAUGGUUUUUCUAAUAGUUUAGCAUAACCUCCCCUAACAAAAAGCUUUAGAAUAUCUACGUGGACUUUUUAUAAUGUGCUAAAGCAAAUGUAAAGUUUACACCACACUGCUCCCUUAAAAUCCUUUUAUACAUUUGUGUUGGUAACUAUCUGUAUUAAAAGUUUCACAGGAUCAGGGUUUUUUUUUUCUUUUACAAGGGGUUCUUUUUUUCAUCACCUUUUUUUAAAGUAUAUAUUUUUAUGUAUUUACAUGUUUUUCUAACUAUACUGAAAAGCUACCAAAGCGUGAUGGUCUACAACACUUCACGGUGUUAUUCUGUCUGGCUAAAAAAAAGGUUGCAAAAAAAAAGUUUUAUCCAGUGCCUUCUGUCAAAGUGCUGUUUACAUUUAGAAGGUUGUUUGGAUUGUUUUGAUUGGUGCUACAAUGUGUAUGCUGAACAAACAUAAACCUUUGAGUGUUCAUUAUGUCAAACCAAAGAGCAAAAACAUGCAAGAAUAAAGACCAGAAAGUGAAA
Messenger RNA from Labrus mixtus (cuckoo wrasse), 1949 nucleotides. RefSeq names its product MARVEL domain containing 1 (gene marveld1). The record is from RefSeq and is a predicted model, not a curated record. NCBI's taxonomy places the organism in Eukaryota, Metazoa, Chordata, Actinopteri, Labriformes, Labridae. Gene Ontology annotation, biological process: myelination. Gene Ontology annotation, molecular function: structural constituent of myelin sheath. Gene Ontology annotation, cellular component: membrane. The transcript has a single exon. Bases 1 to 501 code for a protein of 166 amino acids.